Molecule: messenger RNA, 231 nt
Organism: Ostertagia ostertagi
Lineage: Eukaryota; Metazoa; Nematoda; Chromadorea; Rhabditida; Trichostrongylidae
Source: the annotation of a GenBank genome assembly
AUGAACGAGACAGAACGAAGAAAUCUUGUUUAUGAAGAUGGUUUACCAAUAUACGAUAUUAUCUACCAGUGCAAACGCUAUGAGGAGUACUGCUGUGGCUUGGACUGUUGUCGAAUAUAUGACCUGGAACACCCUGUGACGACACCACCAUGGCGCAGACCUCGAUGGAACACAGCCGCCAUGUGCACUGCACCCACAGUUCUUCUACUUAUGAUAGCAGUAUUUGGCUAA